AUAAUGAUCGCAUCGUGGAUCACAGAGAACAUAAAUACAAACGUUCAACUGCGAAAUCGAAGGGAAUUUGGUAGACUUGCCGAUGUAUUGUCUCGACUUUCAGGAUAGAAGUGAUUUGUUAUUAUGGACAGAAGGGACGGAUUAAAUACGCCUUCUCCAUUGAGAAAUAGCAAGGCUGCAAAUCGACCCUUUCGAUCACCCUUGCAUACAGUUCUCAAUCCAUGUAAUAAAGUCGAUCUCAACGAAAAACGUGUCAAGGUUUCGAACGUUGGAUCUUCUUGCUCAUGGACCCCGGAGAAGAGGAUAAGUCGUCAGCCGCGUUUAUUGGGCAAAAAAAUUUGCUUAGAAAAUGAACACGCAUCAUCAGAGUGCAGCAAAGAGAGAUCGAUUACUGAGGAUGAUCUUAAGCAAAUCAAAGAUAGAAUCUGUGCAAAGAAACAACAAUUAGAAAGUGUGAAACGUCAAUUGUUAUACAAUAAAAAGCAUGAGGCACAUGAUUUAAAUGAUGUUACGGAAAGAUGGCUGCGAGGUUGUCAAGAAGCGCUUAUACAAUUCCAGAAAGAUAUUAGCUGCCACAGUGGGACUGCUGUAAGCAUGUCAAAACUUUUGGAGCAGUUAGGGAUUCCUCCAGAAUUGGUUCAAUAUUCAGUCGAAGAUUGUGACUUUAUGGUAUAA
This is a messenger RNA of Diprion similis, 675 nucleotides long. RefSeq lists its product as uncharacterized. The record is from RefSeq and is a predicted model, not a curated record. Gene Ontology annotation, biological process: positive regulation of DNA-templated transcription; double-strand break repair via homologous recombination. The transcript is spliced from 4 exons. NCBI's taxonomy places the organism in Eukaryota, Metazoa, Arthropoda, Insecta, Hymenoptera, Diprionidae. Gene Ontology annotation, cellular component: Swi5-Sfr1 complex. Bases 124 to 675 code for a protein of 183 amino acids.